GAUAAUUCAGUUAUUCUUAUUUAUCCAUUAAAACAUAAUUUCUGUAUUUUAUACAGACAAGAUAAUUCAGUUAUUCUUAUUUAUCCAUUAAAACAUAAUUUCUGUAUUUUAUACAGACAAGAUAAUUCAGUUAUUCUCGUUUAUUUCCCAGACAAUUGUUGACCAUUUACCCUUAGUUAACCAUAUCAUCUACAUGGAAGGACUUGGUCAUCCAGAUGUGAAAGGUUUUCCAAGCUCUAUAAAAGUAUUACCUUUCCUUGAACUUGAGAGACUUGGACAUAGUGCUGACCCAGAUCUCACUGGGGAGGUUCCAGGUCCUGAUGAUCUUGCAAUUAUAAUGUAUACAAGUGGUUCAACAGGGGUUCCAAAAGGCGUGAUGAUCACUCAUAAAAAUAUUAUUACCACAGCCAAUGGUUUUGCAACUGUCUCUGCUGGAUUAAUGAACACUGAACUCUUCAUGGCAUUUCUUCCACUUGCACAUGUGUUUGAGUUAGCUGUAGAGAACUUUUUCUUGGCCAUGGGCAUUCCGAUAGGCUACUCUUCUCCUCAAACGAUGACAGACAAGUCUACAGCAGUGAAGUCUGGAUGUCAAGGAGAUGCUUCGCUUCUAAAACCUACUAUCAUAAUGUCUGUCCCUCUUGUAUUAGACAGAAUCCGCAAGAGCGUUCUGGAAAUAGUUGAAAGAAAAGGUGAUUUCGCGAAAGCAUUCUUCAAGUUUGUCAUUAAGUAUAAAUUGUGGUGGAUGUCCAAAGGCUUUAGGACACCAUUAUUGGACAGGAUUGUGUUUAAGAGUGUCAGGCAGCUGAUUGGAGGAAGAUUAAAGUUUGUAGCCUCUGGUGGAGCCCCUCUUUCUCCUGACACUCAUGACUUCAUACGCGUUUGUCUGUCAGUUACAACAUUCCAAGGCUAUGGCUUAACAGAGACCACAGCAGGAGCUACUACUAUGGCAUGUAGGUUAUCGUUGUUCCUAAUAAUACUGAUAGUUAGGAGUUCUGUUCAAAUUAUGAUGCAUACAU
Molecule: messenger RNA, 1016 nt
Organism: Limulus polyphemus (Atlantic horseshoe crab)
Lineage: Eukaryota; Metazoa; Arthropoda; Merostomata; Xiphosura; Limulidae
Product: long chain acyl-CoA synthetase 8-like
Exons: 8
Biological process (GO): long-chain fatty-acyl-CoA metabolic process; long-chain fatty acid metabolic process; neuron differentiation
Cellular component (GO): endoplasmic reticulum; plasma membrane; lipid droplet
Molecular function (GO): palmitoyl-CoA ligase activity
Source: RefSeq, a predicted model, not a curated record